AUGUAUUUUUCUCCGUCCUUCGUUACACGUGGCAGCCUCUGCGUUGUUUGUGUUGUUUGGGUGAGGCGGAGUAGGAAGAAUCGGAGAUUCGGUAGUUUGAUAGCGAAGCAGGAGAAAGGAGAUGUUACGGAGAUUCGUAUUCCGGUUCCGUUAACGUUGGAGCAGGAAGAGAAGGAGAAACAAAACAGAGAUGAUGAUGAUGAAUAUGAAGAUGUAUACAAAGAAGGAGAAGAAGUCGAUCCUGAAGAUCUCAGAUACGUUAACGAGAUCAAACGGGUAUUAGAGCUUCUCAGGAGGAAUAGGGAUAUGAUCUUCAGUGAGGUUAAGUUGACAAUCAUGAUUGAGGAUCCAAGGGAAGUGGAAAGAAGGAGGCUGCUUGGAAUUGAAGAUUCAGAGACCCCAAGUAGGGAUGACUUGGCUGAAGCCUUGGAGCAGGUAAAUGAUGGGAAAGUCCCUAAAGAUCGUGCCACUCUCCGGAUGCUACAUGAGGAAAUGAUGCGUUGGCCAAAUUUAGAGGUUGAGGUGUCAAAGAAGCAGCGAGGAAAAUCAAUGUAUGCUAAAUCCACAGACACCGGGAUAGAUCCAAAAGAAGCAGCCAAGAGACUCAACAUAGAAUGGGAUUCAGCUGCUGCAAUUGAAGAAGCUGAUGUCAAUGAGGAACAAGGAGUAGUAACCAAAGUCGCAGUUUGUUCCCAAAUCUCUCUCAAACGCUUUCACAGACUACUGAUUAUUUUUUCCAAGGGACCAAAUGUGAGGAACACCAAUGCUCAUAUCAAAUUUAUGAAACUCUGA
Messenger RNA from Camelina sativa (false flax), 792 nucleotides. Its product is annotated as ycf3-interacting protein 1, chloroplastic-like. Gene Ontology annotation, biological process: response to photooxidative stress; photosystem I assembly. The record is from RefSeq and is a predicted model, not a curated record. Lineage: Eukaryota; Viridiplantae; Streptophyta; Magnoliopsida; Brassicales; Brassicaceae. Gene Ontology annotation, cellular component: chloroplast thylakoid membrane.